AUGAAGUUUGUUGUUUACGCCUACAGCAGGUUGAAGAUGGCCGCUGGAGACAACAGCGGCAGGCCUCCUUGCCUUAGUUUCUCCGGCCCGGGUCCACUGGGGAACAGCCAGCCCAGCAACAGCGUCUUCUCCAUGCCAGCCUCCAACGGCGGAGCGGUGGGUGCAGCCGGGGGAGCGCAGGGGACGGCGAGGCGACCCAACCCGCAGCUGGGGCCUGGCGCGGCAGACGGCGGCGGCGUUUCGAGCGGAGCUCCGCCGACUGCGCAGAACCCUCUGCAGCCGCCCGCUGCGGCAGGCGCUGCCUCUGCGGCGGCCGGAGCCAUGGCCUCCCCGGCGUCCAACAUGGUGGGCAGCGCGGCGUCGAACGCCUCCCCGGCGGCCGCGCCGAGCGCCACCCCGGCCGCGGCGUCCGUGCUGGUGUACAGAGAGCCGGUGUACAACUGGCAGGCGACGAAGAGCACCGUGAAGGAGAGGUUCGCGUUCCUCUUCAACAACGAGGUGCUCAGCGACGUGCACUUCUUGGUCGGCAAAGGGAUGGGUGUCCAGAGGAUACCGGCGCACAGGUUUGUCCUGGCGGUGGGCAGCGCGGUGUUUGACGCGAUGUUCAACGGCGGCAUGGCGACCACCUCCACGGAGAUCGAGCUUCCCGACGUGGAGCCGGCAGCCUUUCUGGCCCUUCUGAAGUUCCUGUAUUCCGACGAGGUCCAGAUCGGGCCUGAGACCGUGAUGACCACCCUGUACACGGCCAAGAAGUACGCGGUCCCGGCCCUGGAGGCUCACUGCGUGGAGUUCCUGAAGAAGAACCUCCGGGCAGACAAUGCCUUCAUGCUGCUCACACAGGCACGUUUGUUCGAUGAGCCGCAGCUUGCCAGCCUGUGCUUGGAGAACAUUGACAAGAACACGGGGGACGCUCUUGCAGCUGAAGGGUUCACAGACAUAGAUCUGGAUACUUUGGUGGCGGUGCUGGAGAGGGACACCUUGGGGGUGAGAGAGGUGCGUUUGUUUGGAGCUGCCGUUCGCUGGGCAGAGGCUGAAGCCCGCAGGCAGCAGUUGCAGCCCACCCCCGAGAACAUGCGUAAAGUCCUGGGGAAAGCUCUCACGCUCAUCCGCUUCCCUCUCAUGACCAUCGAGGAGUUUGCAGCAGGUCCUGCCCAGUCUAAUAUUCUUACCGACAGGGAGGUGGUGAGUCUCUUCCUGCACUUUACAGUGAACCCUAAGCCUCGUGUAGAUUUCAUCGACCGCCCUCGCUGCUGUCUCCGCGGGAAGGAGUGCAGCAUCACCCGGUUUGGUCAGGUGGAGAGCCGCUGGGGCUACAGUGGGACGAGCGACCGCAUACGCUUCUCGGUUAACAGGAGGAUUUUUGUGGUUGGAUUUGGACUUUAUGGCUCCAUACACGGACCUACAGACUACCAAGUCAAUAUACAGAUACUCCACACGGACAGCAACACGGUGCUGGGGCAGAACGACACGGGCUUCAGCUGCGACGGGUCGGCCAACACCUUCAGAGUCAUGUUCAAAGAGCCGGUGGAGAUCCUCCCCAACGUCAACUACACUGCCUGCGCCACGCUGAAGGGUCCAGACUCGCAUUACGGGACCAAGGGAAUGCGAAAGGUGACGCACGAGUCGUCCUCCACCGGCACAAAGACCUGCUUCACCUUCUGCUACGCAGCGGGCAACAACAACGGCACUUCAGUAGAAGACGGACAGAUCCCAGAGGUCAUCUUCUACACAUAGUCACCUCAGACGUCCCCCGGCGAUCUUCCAUCAAAUGUGACAACCCGGCACCAGCGCAAGGCCACACCUCAGCAGUCAUACUGGGGACUAAUCUGUCAGACUUCAAACUGCUUCCCCCCCCCCCCCCCCCCCUCCCCCCACUCACGGUGUGAGACUGUUAGCUGCAUGGGAGGACAUCUAGCUGGAAGUCGAUGCGGGUUGUUACACGAGGCGGAGCCUGUCACUUGACGUGCCGUCAACUCCCUUAGUGCUGUAGUUUUCCGAGCUCGCUGAAACCGGCCCCAGAAAGGAGGCAGGGAGGAGUCUCUCAGAUUAUUCACAGUAUCGUCGUCACUGCUUCGGGUUGACAGCAUAAAGCUUGACACAGGUUUUGUUUUUUUUUCUCUCUUAAGAUGUAGGAUUCUCCUCCUGUCGCUCCACUGCUUUAGUGCAAAGGAGACUCAACUGUAUGAAUGUACAGUUUAUCAGAUUUGCCAAGACGAAAAUCCUUGUAGCGUUUUUUUUUUUUGUUCAGAGUUAAUUCUGCAUCGACUGUAACUUCGACACACGGAUGGACCUCAGAGGCUUCAUGAAAUCUUGUCAAAUUUGAACCAAACUUCAUAAUAAUGUUACGAGUAUGACUAAGGUGAGCAUUUUUUUCUGUUUUUUACUUAACAGUACAAUCUGUGAUAUCUCGUGUCUUUGCUUGGUAGUUGCCUAUACCCGGUAUACAUUGCACUUCUCGGCCUUGCCUUCCUUCAUUUCGUUGCUCUAUGGAUGCACACUAACUCUUCAGAUUUUUUUUUUUUAAGCUUUAUUUUAAAAGUUGUGGGUGGAAGAGAUGUUUUUUUUCUCUUGGUGCUGAUGUUGAUGGGUUGUAUAUUAAAGUGGCAUUUAUUAACAUUAUAUGUAACUUGAAAAAGUGGCGAUUAAAAUGUGAGAAAAUGGUG
This is a messenger RNA of Fundulus heteroclitus (mummichog), 2663 nucleotides long. RefSeq names its product BTB/POZ domain-containing protein 2. Gene Ontology annotation, cellular component: P-body; cytosol. The record is from RefSeq and is a predicted model, not a curated record. Gene Ontology annotation, biological process: neurogenesis. Bases 1 to 1734 code for a protein of 577 amino acids. NCBI's taxonomy places the organism in Eukaryota, Metazoa, Chordata, Actinopteri, Cyprinodontiformes, Fundulidae. Gene Ontology annotation, molecular function: protein binding. The transcript is spliced from 9 exons.